Camellia sinensis is the source of this 3035-nucleotide messenger RNA. Lineage: Eukaryota; Viridiplantae; Streptophyta; Magnoliopsida; Ericales; Theaceae. The record is from RefSeq and is a predicted model, not a curated record.
AUAAUGACCAUGUGACCCUUGCUUUUUCUUGCAAAAAGACCAAAAAGCCCUUUGUUCACAAAAUCCCUAAUCAAUACAUUCACAAUACAAAUCGAAUUGUUCAGAGAAAGAAAAGAGAGAGGGAGGCGAUCGUCGUGAACCGAUCGUCGAUUGUGAAGAAGACGAAAAAGCUUGAGGUUUUGAACCGAUCGUCGUUGCCAGUACACAAUGUAAAAGAGUUUCAUCGGUGAGAAGUUGCUGUUACGGCUUCCAGUAUGGCUGCAUUUCCUUAUUUUGAUUUAAUCAUCAACUACAAAGGAAAAGUGGGAAGAGUGUUUGAUGUGGACCCAAAUAUGUAUUGCUACAUUGAUGCCUUGAAGGAUGUAACUGCAACAGUCCUGUCUCACAUUUCUUGUAGUGAAGCAAUAGCAAUCACAUUGCAUUGUGAUAUGCCUGGUACUGACAGAAGGAGAUUAGUAGAAAAUGAUCUUGAUGUGCUAGACAUGUUUUAUGUGCAAGGAAGGAGUAAAACAAUUAACUUGUAUGUAAACAUAGAAUAUUCUAUUGGAAUGAGUGAUGGUGGACAUAAAAGUAAUGUUGGAAAUGAAAAUCAUGGAGUAGAUGCUGUAGAUGUAGAGCAAGACUACCAUACUAUAGAUGUAGAUGAAGAGUACCAUCAGGACAAUGUUUAUGGGUUUAGUGAUGAGGAUAGGGAUUGGAAUGCAACUGCUGAGGAUGAAAACCAAUCAGAUGCCAAUGAGAUUUUGAGUGAUGAUGAUAAUGAGUGCUCAAGUGAUGAUGCUGAACUUAGUGAUUACCAAUCUGGUGAUGAUGAAGUGCCAUAUUCUAGUACUGAUGAUGAUUAUGAUGAUGAAGCAGACUGUCUAGAUGAUGAAGAGAUGAGGUUUCCAGGCAUGAAGUAUGAUGGUACCUACAAUGGGAAAGAGCCAUAUAUGAAUCAAGAUGGAGAAGUUGUGUUGGAAGAAGGGAUGAUUUUUCCAGAAGUGAAUACUUUUAGGGCUACAUUAAGGGACUAUACAGUGCAAACUGGUUUCAAGAUAGUAAGAGACAAAAAUGAGAAGUCUAGAGUAACAGCCCAUUGUGCUGCUGAGGGCUGCCCUUGGAGAAUUCAUGCAUCUCCACUUCCAGAUGGGAUCACCUACAAGAUUAAAACCUUAGUACCUACUCACACAUGUAGCAGGAUGAACACAAACACUGAAGCUACAUCAGCUUGGAUUGCUAAAAAAAUGGUUGAAAGUUUUAAGGACAAUCCACACAUGGGCUUAGAUACCAUGCAAAUGAAACUGAAUAAAAUGUUUGGGAUUGAGGCUUCAAGAAUGCAACUGUAUAGAGCCAAAAGGAGGUGCAAGGAGGAGCUGGAGGGUGAUCAUGGGAGCCAAUAUGUGUUGUUGCCAACAUAUGCUAGUCAAAUCAACAAAACAAACCCUGGCAGCUUGGUUGUCAUAAAUUAUGACAUACCCUCUACCCCAGUCUCAGAAGAUGGAGAACAACCAGACCCUACCAUUCCUCAAUAUCCAUUGUUCCAAAGAAUGUUCAUAUCAUUUGAUGCAAUGAAAGCAGGGUUCAUUAAUGGAUGUAGGCCAUUCAUAGGGGUAGAUGGGUGUCACUUGAAGGGUCCCUAUGGUGGUGUUUUAAUUUCAGCAGUUGCCUUGGAUGGAAAUAAUGGCUUGUUUCCAUUGGCAUUGGCAAUAGUAGAGGGUGAAUGCAAGGACAGUUGGUCUUUUUUCUUGCACAACUUGAGAACAAUCAUAGAAGAUGCACUACCUUCUAGACCAUGGACCAUCAUGUCUGAUCAACAAAAGGGCCUUGAUAAGAUUGUGAGUGACAUUAUACCGGAGGCAACUCAUAGAAGAUGUUGCAUGCACCUAUAUAACAAUUUCAGAGCCAAAUUUCCGGGUUUAAUUUUGAGGAAGCAAUUUUGGAGAGCAGCAAGGGCUUACAAUCAGAUGGAGUAUGAUAAGGCUAUGCAAGCCAUUAAGGACCUGAACAAUGAUGCUUGCAUUUGGUUGCAGAAGGUUCCAGUUGAAGGAAGGUCUAGGCAUGCAUUUGAUGGUAGGAUUAGAAGUGAUCACAUCACAAAUAACAUGACAGAGUCCUUCAACAAUUGGUUAGGAAAUUUGAGAACUCAGCCAAUUUUAACUAUGUUAGAGGGCAUAAGGUGCAAGUUGAUGGGUAAGUUUCAGAUGAGGUACCAAAAGGCAAUGCAAUGGAAAUCUAAUGUCACAUUGAAUGUGAAGAAACAGCUUGAGGUCACACAGAAAUGGUCAAGGACUUGCACAGUGGAGUAUGCAGGAGGCAAUGAGUAUGAGGUGAAGGAUAAUGAGGGGGUUAAUCACAUUGUGGCACAUCCAAGGCAGUGUGGUAGAGGCAGUGGCAAAACUGAUGGCACAUCCAGUGGUAGAGGCAGUGGCAAAACUGAUGGCACAUCCAGUGGUAGAGGCAGUGCCAAAACUGCUGGUAGGGGCAGUGGCAGAUUUGUGAGUAGGGGCAGAGGUAGAGACAAUUCAAGUGGGAGAGGUAGUUCAGCUAAGAGGGGCAAUGCAAGUGGUAGAGGCAACUCAAGUGGGAGGGACAGUUCAGCUGGGAGGGGAAAUACAACUAUAAGAGGAAGUUCAGUUGGGAAGGGAAGUUCAAGUGGGAGAGGCAAGGGCAAGGCCAACCAUGCACAAGAUAUUCCAAGAGGGACCCCCCCAAUGCCUGCUGAAUGUGUGACACAGGUCACACAACAUCAUAUGACUUAGCUAAGUUGUUGAUAUUUUGGGUACAAGGAUUAACAUAGGUUGAAGGUAUAAAAUAUAUGUUGCUUGACUGUAUAGUUAGUGAGGAUCAUGUUCCACUUUUUUGUAUUUUUGUAGUGGACAUGCAAUGCUAAGAAUAGCAAUAUGAUGAUGUGGCCAUUUUUGUUUUUUUGUAGUGGCCAUGAAGUAUUUUAUAACUGAUGAUGUAACUGAACAUAUCUGAUAGGAAUGAUGUAAGUAAACUACUUGAACAUAUUUUACAACAAUCAUGAUGUAAUUAAACAGGUGCAUAUUUAU